Oreochromis aureus is the source of this 1252-nucleotide messenger RNA. RefSeq lists its product as uncharacterized. The transcript is spliced from 6 exons. NCBI's taxonomy places the organism in Eukaryota, Metazoa, Chordata, Actinopteri, Cichliformes, Cichlidae. Gene Ontology annotation, biological process: interleukin-15-mediated signaling pathway; T cell activation; positive regulation of ERK1 and ERK2 cascade. The record is from RefSeq and is a predicted model, not a curated record. Gene Ontology annotation, molecular function: protein tyrosine kinase binding; MHC class II protein binding. The coding region runs from base 94 to 894 and encodes 266 amino acids. Gene Ontology annotation, cellular component: external side of plasma membrane; membrane raft.
CACAGGAAGUCAGAACAGCCUCUCUACAUAAAGCUCUGUUUCAGAGACUGUGACUGUCAUUAGUGUGGAAAGCAGGAAGGAGAAAGACAGAGAAUGACGACUCAGUUCAAAUGGAUUAAAUUCUUUUCGUCAGUUUUGCUAAUGCUUCAAGUAACAGCAGCAGCAGUUGAACACUCUGAAUUUAUUAUCAGGGAUGGAGGUGAGGUCACUUUGUCAUGUGAAAAUUUGAAAGAUGAUCAAGAUAAAUGUAAAGGAACUGUCUGGAUCUUCAGUAACUCAAACACAGCAGCAACACUAACACUGUUUGAACACGGGAAGAUUCACCAAGAGGCCAAAAAUAAAUCAGACAGACUGAGUGUUACAGCAAACUGUUCUCUGGUUAUAAAGAAGCUCACAGCUGAGGAUGCUGGUUGGUACACCUGCAGACAGUUUAGAGGUAAUCCAGGGAUACAGCAAGGUCCAGAUGCUGUGGUUUAUCUGUCUGUUGUUAGCAUAACUGAAUAUAAGGAUGACAACACAGUGACAUUAAAGUGCUCUGUGUCCACAUAUAAAGAAUGCAAAUACACUGUGAAGUGGCUCUAUGGUAACAAAGACCUGAAGAUGUCACAGUCUACCUGCUCAGCCAGUGUGAUCUUUACAACAUCUGAUUAUAUUUACACAUCCACAAAUUCUGAGAUGUUGAAGUGCCAAGUGACACAUGGUGGAAACGUGCAGGAGUUUAUCUUCAGGAUUCAAUCUUCUAAUCAGGAAACAGGCUGGUGCUGGUGGAGGUUCAUCAUUGUGGCUGUGGGUUUAGCAGCACUCAUAACAGCUGCUGUGGUUGUCCACAUUUGGACAAGAGAGGCAGGAAUAAAAGUGCAGCUGUAUGAAAAUGUGGUAUGUAAUGAUGAAUGACGAAGAUUUUGACAGUGAACAAUGGAAGUAGAAGAUCUCCUGAUGGACACUGACUGAUCCUGCUGCGUCUGUCAGACUUCAGUAAUGUGAUGGAAAAUGUUAAGAGUCUGUGCUUCUCUUUGUUAUACUGGCCUAGCUGAAAUGAAGGAUGCAUCACAGCGUGUUUGUCUCCAUAUAAUUUUGUAAUACAAGAUAUACUCAGCUGCAUGUAAUGUUCUGAUUGUAUUCUGUGACCGUGGCAGGUAUAUAAGGUGUUUCUAUAAAUGGUUCUAUUCUUGUUUUUAUUCUUAAUCUAAAGAAAUACAGACUGCUGCUGUACUCUGUGUUGUUGUUUGUUGUCUUUGCAAAGGCAAAUUAA